Molecule: messenger RNA, 4495 nt
Organism: Phascolarctos cinereus (koala)
Lineage: Eukaryota; Metazoa; Chordata; Mammalia; Diprotodontia; Phascolarctidae
Source: RefSeq, a predicted model, not a curated record
GUGACGGGGCCCCGGCCGCCGCUGCUUUGUGAGAGGCACAUAGGCAGGUAACGAGCGGCGGCGGCUGGUCCGGGGCGCGGCGGGAGCAGCAGCGAUUUUCUAUUUUGUACAUACGUUGUUUUGUAUAUACUGUAUAUGAUGACUUCAGUGGGCAGUGAACGUUCCCGGGGCACUCGGGAUAAAACUCAGAUUUCAACCACGCAGAUGACACAGCCACAGAAACAAAUAGUACAGGCAACAGCUGAACAGAUUCGCCUCGCUCAAAUGAUCUAUGAUAAGAAUGAUGCAGACUUUGAAGACAAAGUUAAACAGCUUAUGGAAGUAACAGGGAAAAACCAGGAUGAAUCCAUAGUAGCCCUACAUGAUUGCAAUGGCGAUGUGAAUAGGGCCAUCAACAUAUUGCUAGAAGGGAAUUCAGACACGACUUCAUGGGAGACUGUAGGUGGUAAAAAGAAGAGUAUUGGAAAAGAGAGCUCAGAAAACAAAGAGAAUAGAGAAAAAAGAAACGAUAAAGAGACAGGUCGUGUACGUGGAAGCAACAACCGGCGGGGAAGAGGUGGCAGUCGUGGUAGAGAUUUUAGAGGUGAAGAGAACGGAGUUGACUGCAAUCCAGGGGACAGGCCUUCAGAUCGUGGCAAGCGUGGCCGCAUUAGAGGAUUUGGACGUGGGAGAGGGAGAGGGGCAGGGCGUUUCUCAUCCCAAGGUAUGGGGACAUUUAACCCUGCAGACUACACAGAUUCUUCAGCCACUGAUGGCUUUGGGACAAAACCAGAAGUUUGGGAAGCUGGCCAGAAUGAUACAGAUGAUGGACCUGCAGGGGCAUGGAAGAACUCUAUGGAAGAGUGGACAACAGAAGACUGGAAUGAAGAUCUUUCUGAAACGAAGGUAUUCACUGCUUCUUCUGUUCCAGCUGAAAAUCACGUCACACCUGGACAAAGCAUUGACUUGGUAGCCUUGCUCCAGAAGCCUUCUACUUCUACCCAAGUCCCAGAAGUCAGCUCAUUUGAACCUCCACAACAACAGGGCUUUGGCCAAGCCCUCGUCUUCACAAAUUCUCAACACAACACUCAGAUGGCAUCAGCUACUAGCAACUCGAGUACUGUCAACUCUUAUUCUCCCCAGAGUCUGUCUUCAGUUCUUGGUUCUGGAUUUGGAGAGCUUGGGUCAUCAAAGAUGGCAAACUCUACUGGUUCCCAGAUCUUGGAGCAGUUGAAAUCUCCAAGUUUGGGCCAGUUCAGCACGCAGAGUUCACAGCAAAACAGCACUAGUCCUCCUACAACCACUUCAACCUGGGAUCUUAAGCCCCCAGUUCCCCAGUCCUCUAUAAUGAAUCAGUUUGACUUCAAAUCUCAACCUGAGCCAUCCCCAGUUCUGAGCCAGUUGAGCCAGCGACAGCAACACCAGACCCAGCCUAUCCCUGUUCCUCCUCCUGGGAUGGAGAACUUCUCCUCCCAGGUAAAACUCCGAGAAAACUCCAGAGACAAUGCCACAGCUGUGAACAAAAUGCUGCAGCUCCCCAGCAUAUCUACAGAAAACCAAGCAGUGUCUGCCCAGCAGACUCAGCCAAAACAGAUCAAACCCCCAAAACGGAGAGUACCCCCAUCUUCCAAGAUCCCUGCAUCUGCAGUGGAAAUGCCAGGAUCAGCAGAUGUUACAGGGUUAAAUGUUCAGUUUGGAGCUCUGGAAUUUGGAUCAGAACCUUCUCUCCCUGAAUUUGGAUCAACUUUGAGCAAUGAAAAUAGUAAUCAGGCCCAGAUCAGCUUGUAUCCAAAACCUGUAAGUGAUCCUUUGAAUACCUCUUUGCCAAUAUCCAAUACAGUACAGGAGUCGACCUAUACAACCUCCGUCAUCACCUCUUCCAGUUUGACCAACUCAUCUCAGAGCACUAGUCCCGUUACAACAUCUUCCUCCUACGACCAGAAUUCUGUGCAUAGCAGGAUAGCAUACCAAAGCUCCAUGGCUCCAUCUGAAACAACUUCUAUUGCUGUCACAAUGCAGAAUGGACAUGGUGGUGUUCGAACUCAGCAAACUCUAGACACUACUUCAUCUGUUACAGCACCGAAGACAACAGAAACCUCUCCCUCUCUCCCGACUCUGGGCUCUCUGCCAAGCACAGCUUCCGGUACUACGCUUCUGCCUUCAGCAACCCCACAUACAGCCACAUUGCCUUCCUUGCCCCAAUCCUGUGACUUGUCCAGUGGCUCCCUCACUCAGCUAAGCAGUUCACUGUCCAGUCAUCAGAACAACCUUUCCUCCGCAUCAUCAGCACUGUCAUCAAGUACUUCACACACACAUGCCAGUGCUGAGAACACAGCCUCGCUUCAGCCCUCCGCCACCUUCUCGGCUGCUUCAGCCUCUGCCACCAGCACCACCUCUUCAGUUGUCAGCAUGGCCAACAGCAUGAACACUACAAACAGCCUGGGUCUGAGCGUCACCAGCGUCUCUGUGCCCAGUGCAACCACCAGGGCGGCGCCCUUAAUUUCUUCAGGCAAAGCUCCCCCCAACCUACCACAAGGUGUCCCACCCCUUCUUCAUAACCAGUACAUUGUGGGUCCUGGAGGACUCCUGCCUGCCUACCCACAGAUUUAUGGCUAUGAUGAUCUCCAGAUGCUCCAGUCCAGGCUACCAAUGGCACCUCCUCUACUGAUGACUCCUUUUCAGGAUUAUUAUGGAAUUACAUUCCCUGCUCCUGCGACCCUCACCGGCAGAGAUGGGAGCCUUGCUAAUAACCCAUACUCAGGUGACGUAACUAAGUUUGGCCGUGGAGAUUCUGCAUCCCCUGCUCCCACCACCACUUUGGCUCAGCCGCAGCAGAACCAAUCUCAGACCCACCACACAGCGCAACAGCCUUUUCUCAACCCCACGCUGCCUCCCGGCUACAGCUACGCUGGCCUCCCCUACUAUGCUGGCGUGCCCAGCGCCUUCCAGUAUGGGCCAACGAUGUUUGUCCCUCCUGCUUCAGCUAAACAGCAUGGAGUGAAUCUGAACACCGCCACUGCCCCCUUUCAGCAGGCCAGUGGUUAUGGCCAGCACAGCUAUGGAGCAGGUUAUGAUGACUUGACCCAGGGGACGGCAGCUGGAGAUUACAGCAAAGGAGCCUAUAGUGGUUCAUCACCAGCACAAAACAAGUCUGCUGGUUCUGGACCUGGAAAAGGGGUGUCAGUGACCUCAAGUAAUACAGGUGUGCCUGACAUAGCUGGUUCCGUGUACAACAAGACUCAGACAUUUGACAAACAGGGAUUCCAUGCGGGCACCCCACCACCAUUCAGCCUGCCCUCAGCCCUGGGCUCCACAGGCCCACUGACCCCUGGUGCCGCUCCGGGUUAUGCCCCGGCCCCGUUCCUGCAUAUCCUGCCUGCCCACCAGCAGCCCCAUUCCCAGAUGCUACAUCACCAUCUCCAGCAAGACGGUCAGGGUGGCUCUGGCCAGCGUAGCCAGCCCAGUACCCUGCAGCCAAAGUCUCAGGCCACCAAGCCCACCUACGGCAGUUCUCCAUACUGGACAAACUGAGCCUCCGGGGGGGGAAGGGGGAAGACACUGGACCUGAGAGGAGAACCAACACACAGAAACCAAUUCUUGGAAACGGGCAUCAUUUUAUCAGAAGAAUACUUACGGAGAAACAGUAACUGUCUCAGCCAAGAGUCCGUCUAGGGGGAGCAUCUAUCUGCCUGCCCCUGAUUCACUGUUGUAUGUAAUAUAUUUAUGUAUGUAUUUGUAAAUGUCAUAGAAACCUACAUACUUGUGGUGUCUACAGCCUGCAGCCGUGUGCACUCCGUUGGGAAAGAGGAUCCUCCCCUUCCCCCUUUGUCUCUCCUUUGACCCCAACUCUCUGGGCUUCCACUCUGACCCACUUGUUCUGACAGGGGCAUGGGAGGGGAGUGGGAGGAGGGGGGAAAGGGAAGGGGACCCUCAGCCAAGGCAGUUCAGGUUUGGAAAGGCCUAGUACACAUGAAGAAUCAAGGUUUUGUUUUGUUUUUUCUCUCUCUCUCUCUCCCUCUCCCUCCUCCCCCCCAUCUCCUCACUUCCCUUCCAUGCCAUUGAGUUUUCGUUCCCUAUGUUGGUUUUGCUGUUACUUUUUUUUAAACCACCAUUUUGUCAUUUGUCCCAUCCCAUCUCUUCCCCAGCCUGUUGGCGUUCACUCUGGCCGGAUGACAGGAGAAGUGUCCCAUCCCCUCCCUAAGGUGAAAUCGGACAUGGGCCAUGUGUCUGUGUAGGGGAGGCCCCACCCUCCAAGAACUUUUUUUUUUUCCAUCAGGACCUCAGCCCGUAUAGUUCCUGAAACUGUCUCUGUCCCCACUCUUGUACCUGGCCCAUGCCCACAAAGUAGGGCCAACUACUCUCCCACCCUCCCUUUUAAAAGAAAACAAGCUCCCUUCAACCCAAGAGGAACACAGGCUUUGUUCCUACUGUCCUGCACCAAAUUGGGUGACUGUUUCAGAAGUUUCGUUUCUUUUUAGCCCAAACUCCACAUAAUAAAGUUCUGAGAGUACAUAUA